Messenger RNA from Olea europaea var. sylvestris, 1973 nucleotides. Its product is annotated as E3 SUMO-protein ligase SIZ1-like. The coding region runs from base 524 to 1927 and encodes 467 amino acids. The transcript has 3 exons. The record is from RefSeq and is a predicted model, not a curated record. Gene Ontology annotation, biological process: protein sumoylation. Lineage: Eukaryota; Viridiplantae; Streptophyta; Magnoliopsida; Lamiales; Oleaceae. Gene Ontology annotation, molecular function: zinc ion binding; SUMO ligase activity.
CAGGAAAAUGUCAAUGUGUAAUCUCUAGUAGCUUCUCAGAAGACUAGAAAAGAAUUGUAAAGAUUUCAAUAGUUACUCACUGUUGAAAUAUGGGCAUCAAUAUUGUAGUAAAGUAUGUCUAUAUAAUUUAAUCAAGAAUGCUAAUGUCACUUGUAAUUCUUCGGUGCUUCUUGUGCUUAAUUACAAAAUUCUUCCACGAAAAUUUUGGAAUCGUGAAUUUUGAGUAAGAAACUGUCAGUUCAACUCAAAGUUCACCUGCUUAUCUUUUAUUACUAUCAAUAGCUGAAAGAUAAAAACUCGCUGAAUUCUUCAAUGUAUUCACCCAAAUGACUGAUUGUCUCUUCACACCAAAAUAUUGCUUCUGUUUGAAUUUUGUAGAUGGAAGAGAGUAGAUGUAAUUGUUUCAUGUAAGGCAUUCUUUAAGGAUAGGAAUUUCUGCUUAAUGCAUGAGUGCUGAAUGUGCAUGGUCAUGCUCAUUUCUUGGAACCUGAUUUGUAUUAUAUUCUAUGCAUGAAUAAUUUAGAUGAGUGGCUUAAGAAUGAAGGUUGCUGGAAGAUUUAAGCCUUGUGAACACAUGGGCUGUUUCGAUCUUGAAGUUUUUGUGGAAAUGAACCAGCGAUGUAGGAAGUGGCAAUGCCCUAUUUGUCUCAAGAACUACUCUUUGGAGAAAAUUAUCAUAGAUCCAUUUUUCAAUCGGAUCACAUCUAAGAUGCGGAAUUGUGAAGAUGAUAUGGCAGAGAUUGAAGUAAAGGCUGAUGGCUCUUGGCGUGUGAAGGCAGAAGGCAAUCAUAGGGGUCUUGGGGAUCUUGGACUAUGGCACUUACCUGAUGGAACUCUCUCUGUUGAUGGAGGAUCAAAACCUGAAUCAGAACUAAAACUAAUCAAACGGGAAGGUUUGCCUGACAGUCGUGCUGGUCUGAAACUGGGAAUGAAGAAAAACCAAAAUGGUUGCUGGCAAUUCAACAAACCUGAUGAUACCCGGAGUAUGCUAUCUGCAAAUAGAUUACCAGAAAAUUUUAGGGAUAAUGGUCAGAAUAUUAUUCCUAUGAACAGUAGUGCCACUGGCAAUGGCAGAGAUGGUGAAGAUGCUUGUGUUAUCCAGGAUGGUGGGGGGAACUUUAAUUUUUCAACAAACAAUGGUAUUGAGCUUGACUCUAUUUCUGUGAAUGUUGAUCCAACAUAUGGUUUUUGUGACCCAAGUUCAUCUUCAGCAUUUUUGGAUGCUGAACUCAUUGUCCUCAGUGAUUCAGAAGAAGAAAAUGAACCAGCGACGACUUCUCGAGAUGUCUACAAGAAUAAUUGGACAGACACUGGUGGAGUCUCUCUUCCAUCUGCUCAGCAUGGAAUUCCUAAUUCUUAUCAUGGAAAUCCAGCUCUUGGUAAUGCUGGAAGUUCAUGCCUUGGGGUUCUCAGUUCUAAUGAUGAUGAUUUUGGAACGCAUACUUGGUCUUUGCCUUCUGGUAGUCAGGGUGGCCCUGGUUUUCGGUUAUUUGAUUCAGAUGCAGAUGUUUAUGGUGCAUUGAACGAUAUGCAGUAUGGGUUUAUUAAUUGUCCGAAGUCUAUUAGUGGCUAUUCGUUGACUGCAGAGAGUGCUAUGGGAUCUGCUGCAGUUUUUUCCAAGUCUUCUGUUCGCUGCUGUAAAAUGAAUGAUGGCUUAACUGAUAAUCCCUUAGCAUUUAGCAGUGGUGAUCCUUCACUGCAAAUGCUUCUCCCCACAAGGCCAUUGGAGUCAUUGGCGCAGGCUGAGUUGAGAGACCAUCCAGAUGUUUCAAAUGGUAUCUGUACUGAGGAUUGGAUUCCUCUGAAGCUUGGGGGUGGUGGACGAGGUGGUCAUGGUGAGACUGCUGGUGCAAAUGUUUUAAAAUCCAGUCAGCAAUCACAAUCCAAGAAUGGUGCUUUGAAUUCAUUAGCGGACACUGGUAUGUGACGCUAUCAGGUUCAAUCUGUGUGUGUGUGUGUGUGUGUGUGUGUGU